CCUUUGGCGGUUUUUCACCGAAAAUGAUAGUAACAACUUUUAUACCUUCAGAAACAGAAGAGCUUACAACGUGAUGGACAAUUUGCAAGAAGAAGAAUGUAUAGCUCCAGAAUUCAGCAUCAAUCUGAUAUUUAAUCUGCAGCAACUUUAUGAUGAUCAAAAAUUGUGCGAUUUUACCAUCAAAGUUGAUAGCAAAGAAUUCAAGGUUCACAAAGUUGUGUUGGCCAGUGUCAGUGACUACUUCAGAGCUAUGUUUGAUCAUGACAUGAUUGAGAAUCAAGAAGACUCUACAGAGCUGAAGGGUCUCACGGAGGCAGGCGUGGGACCACUCAUUGGAUUCUUCUACUAUGGAACCUUAAGAUUAAAUCUUGGAAACAUUUAUGAUGUGAUGAAUGCAGCAACAUUUCUUCAAAUUAUUCCUGCUGUAAAUUGCUGUGUACAGUAUUUGAAGAACAAAUUAACAUUUGAAAAUGCUGAAUAUUUGCUCAAAAUUGCAGAUUUGUACUCUAUUCCGAAUUUGAGAAGUUAUUACAAAAAAUAUAUUUUAGAUAAUUUCCUAGAAUAUGCACUUACAGAUCAGUUUCUAAGUUUAGACAGUGAAACAUUAGCAAAUUAUCUCAGUGAUGAUAGUUUGAAUACAACAUCAGAGUGCAUGCUUCUCCAUCUAGUGUUGAACUGGUACAACCAUGAUCCGGAUUCUCGCAAAAAAACAGCUAGAUCUGUGUUUGAGAAAAUCCGUUUUGUUGUGGAUGGAUGGCCUAUUUUGUAUUUUGCCAUUCAUUUGGAACCAUUUAAAUCACUGCCUGAACUUAAAAAUUUGAUAGAUUUCGCAGACUCUUGUUUGACCAACCAUCACACACGCUUCCUGACCAAUGAUCUGAUGACAAGAGUCAGAUAUCCUAAGAAAUCCCUGAUUCAAAUUGGAGGGAAAAUCAAGCUUACAGAUUCAGAUUUUUUGGAUUUUCCUGAUGUGUCUCUAGACUCGUUUGAAGAUUCAUUUAGGAUUGCAUGGCACAAGAAUCAUUAUUAUCAUGCUGAUCUCAAACGUUGGCUGCCACUCGGAGCAUCAGAGAUUGGUGAAAAACGCACCUGUGGUGGUACUCUGACUGAAGUCAAUGGAAAUGCCGUACUGUGUGGGGGUUAUAUUCACAAGAUGGAUGAAUUCGGAGAUGAGGAGAGCGACGUCACUGACGAGACCUGGCUGUUCACUGCCAGUGACUGUCGCCUGAGGCCAUUACCACCAAUGAAGCAUCCAAGAGAGGGACAUGCAGCAGUCUUCUUGAAUGGAUGCCUCUACGCCAUUGGAGGAUGUGAUGAUUUUAAGUUACUGUGUUCAGUGGAGAAGCUUAGUGGUGAAAAUGGCAAAUUAUCAUGGUCCUAUGUCCGACCCCUUUCUGUUUCAAUUGAACAUCAUGCUGCUGUUGUAUGUAAAAACAAGAUUUACAUAUCAGGAGGAUUUGAGCAAAGAGAUAGAGAAUCGGACAAAGUUUGGUGCUACAGUCCAGAGCUCAACCGAUGGCACAAGAAAAAGUCCAUGUGGGAAAAGAGAACUAGUCAUGGAAUGGUGAACAUUAAUGAUGUGAUAUAUGUAAUGGGAGGAAAGAAUGACACAGGGAUAUUGGAUACCAUGGAAACCUACAAUGUGGAGACCAACACCUGGACAAAACUAUGUACCACUCUACCAUGGCCUACAUACAAGGCCGGCACUUUUGUCAUGGAUGAUAAAAUCUGGCGUGUUGGAGGAAGAAUGGAGUUGGAUAUAAAUGACCCUGAAGAGUUAAGAUCUGAUAGAAUAGAGGAAUACGACCCCAAAGAGGAUACCUGGAGCAUCAUGGGCAGACUCCCAAGGAAACUAGACAAACCAGCUUGUUGUGUUUUGACAUUAAAACUGACAAGUGAUGGACAGUUUGAAACAGAUGAAAUCUAUCGUAAAUAUGAAGACCUUUUAGAGGAGAAUGAUCUGAACUUGGAACUGGAAAACUUUUACAAUCCAGCGCAGGAACAUUCUUGACCUUUGAACCUGAAAUUUGUUUAUGGAACUUGAACAAAGCAGAUAAUAUAGAAGUGAAAUUUUCGUCCAAUUUGUAUGAGCAUUAUAUGUUUUAAUUUUACAGAGGGUUUAUGCCUUCUAUCUACCUCCUAAAGCAUGCUUGAUAUUGGAGUGUGCAUUUGAAAUAUUGAGAUACUCGUACUAUUUUCUUGAAUUUAUCAGAUACCUGAAUCCUUUUACAUGUAUUUCUUAAGGAUUUUCAGGUUGGAAUGCAGUGCAUCUUUUCAUGACUGAAAAAUAUGGAAAAACAUUCUUUCUCAUUUAGAUAAUUUUUUACACUGCUAUUCAGUAUGACCAUCUACACUGUACAGCAUUUCUAUGGGAAAUUUUGUGUUUGAAUAAUAUUUUUGGUUAGACGACAAUGUUAUUGAUUUUGAGUUAGUCAUUUGAAACUAAAACAAUUUUCUAUUUAACGCUGAAUAUUAGGGUCUUAUCAAAUUGUAAAUUCUCCAAAAAUCAAGUAGAGUACGGUAAGCGAGUUUGCUCUGAUGCUUUGUUUUCAGGUCAUACAAUGGUAAGUUAUCUUCUUGAAUUAUUCUCAGGUAGAGAAAUGACCUUUCAUUCGUCAUUAGAUGACAUAUUAUGCAGACUUUGUAAAUGUUAAAACAAUGUGCCAACUUUGGAUGUGAUUUUUACAUGCAUAUCUUCAACUUUUAGCCGUGUAUCGUAAAGUUUGGACUUAAUUUUAGGAGCCAUAUAAAGAUUGUGUUUAAUAUUGUUUUUCAUUUUUAUGUACCAGAAAUAACUUGUGGUUUUGUAAGACUGCAAGUUAUACACACUUAAAGGAUUUGUUAUUAUUUUUUAUCCCAAAAAUAAUUUCAUAAGUUACCCAUUUAAGAAAGAAAUUUACCUCAAUAACCAACCACUCAGAGAAAUAUUCAAUUUGGUAAACAGCACAACUUGUCAAUGACAUUAUUUUUUCCCUUCCUGUCACUUGACUUGUAAAGUGCAGGCACAUUACAAGCGUAUGCUUUAUUAACCUGCCAAAUAUUGUUUAGAAUUAUAUGGGAUAAUCAGCAGGGUUGGUUAGGAUUUUUUACAUUAUCUGAAUUUUCUAUCCCUAUUAUGUAGCAGAAUUUACAAUAAAUGAUUAUUUUACAACAGGCUUA
Magallana angulata is the source of this 3159-nucleotide messenger RNA. Its product is annotated as kelch-like protein 26. The record is from RefSeq and is a predicted model, not a curated record. The transcript is spliced from 10 exons. Lineage: Eukaryota; Metazoa; Mollusca; Bivalvia; Ostreida; Ostreidae. The coding region runs from base 74 to 2011 and encodes 645 amino acids. Gene Ontology annotation, molecular function: protein binding.